AUGUCCCUGAAAGUAUUUAAAGAGCACGCCGAGUUGUUUCCGAUCCGCGACGUACCCGCUGUGGUGGACGUGUUCCGCAGGGAGCUGGAAAAAAAAGAACCGGACCUGUUGCUGCUGUCGCUGGUGGCUGGCGCCAUCGAGAACACGAUGACUUGUAUCCGACCGACCACCGAAAUGCCGGUCAUCGUCACGGCCGAAACCAACUUUGACUUUGAUCAGGUGCCACUGAGGCUGCCUGACGUCGAGCUGCACAUUGUAGAAGCUCUGUACACAAAAUUCUACUCGGUCAUCAAGAGCAGCGUUGACCCAUUGCAUUUUGAUGACCGAGACGGACAUGCCAGCCGAGAACUCGUGAAAAGGGUGUCCGACGUCAUAUGGAACACACUUACUAGAAGUUAUUAUAAGGACAGAGCGCACUUGCAAAGCAUGUAUAGCUAUUUAACAGGUUCAAAAUUGGAUUGUUUUGGUGUUGCAUUUGCUGUAGUAGCUGCUUGUCAAAUACUCGGUUACAAUGAUGUUCAUUUGGCUUUGUCUGAAGACCACGCAUGGGUUGUAUUUGGUCCAGAUGGUAGUGAAAACGCAGAAGUUACGUGGCAUGGAAAAGGAAAUGAAGAUAAACGUGGACAAAAAAUUAAAGAUUCAGGACCUGGUCAUAGGUCGUGGCUAUAUGUUAAUGGCCAUCCCGUAGUUUGUAAUAGGCAUAUGGAAGUAUCAGCAUUAGUUAGUUCUAUUAACCCAAGUAUUAAUCAAUCUAAUGAUGCUUUGGAAGUUGCCACUCUUCAAAAAAAUCUUUUGUGGCUUCUUUAUGACGAAGGACACUUAUCAAAAUUUCCACUUGCUCUAGGUAACUUGGGUGAUUUGGAAGAGUUAAAUGCAACACCUGGAAGACCUCCUUGUACAGCCUUGUUUGAAGAAGCUAUUUCAGCUGCUCGUAUAUACUACAGUGAUAUGUUUGUCUAUCCAUAUACUUACCAAGGUGGAUAUUUCUACAGACACAACAUGAUUAAAGAUGCUUUUGCAAGUUGGGCCAACGCUAGUCAAGUUAUAAGCAAAUAUAGUUUUAGUAAAGAUGAUGAAGAAUUAUAUAAAGAAAUGAUGGAUAUUGCUUAUGAAUUAAUACCAUACUCAUUGAAAGAAAUGACAUGUGGCAAAAGUCGGUCAAUAUUGAAUAAUCCACAAUGUUAUGCGUAUGUGUUAUUAAUUUAUGAUGGUCUUUGUCUUUGGGAAGAAGAUGGAACAACCCCAGUAUUACACAUUAAAUGGGCAAAACAUUUUAUAAAUUCCAUUUCUAAGUUUGAUGAUAGUGUGAGAACAAGACUUAUCAUAUUAGAACCAAAAGAUUCAGAAAAUGAUAGUAGUCUAAUGCAAUAUUAUCAUGAUAAUAACAUGAAUAAUAAUAAUCGCCCAUUGCCUAAAGACAUUUUAAAUACUAUACCUGGCACAGAAGAAGAAACUAAAUCAGAACUCCACCCUGGCAUAGAAGCACUUACUGCAGCGUGUAGUGAGCGAAUUUUGAAUAGAGAGUUUUUACUGCAAGGUGGUGGAGAACCUUUUGUGGGUAGUUCUGAUGAAUUGCUUACUCCUACUACACCUCAAACACCUAUUUUAGAAACAACAUUAAAAGAUGAUGAACCUGAAACUAAAAUUGUGUUGAAAAGUAAGAAGAUGAGAAGCAUGAAAGAUUUACUAAUUGCAAAGAAAUUGAAUACACAAGCAAUUAGUUUACAAAUAAGUGCUCAGUCUCAAGGUGGAAAACGUCAUGCACCUAGAGAUACUGCGGAACCAAUAUCCAGGCGGAGUAGAAGAAGUAACAACUAAUUAAAUGUAUACUAAAAAUGCAUUAAGUGUAAGUGCAAUUUUUUCUUUCAAAAGUAAUUUACUUUAUUUUAUAUUGAAAGACUAUUAUAAUGUUACUUAUAUUUUAGGAGUUUAAGUUCUUUACUAUGACUUAUAGUUGAGACCCGUUUUUUAUUUAGAAUCUCUUAUUUAAGAUACUUAAUCUAUAUAUUAUAUUUAAAAAAAACAUAGGUAUUAAUAAUAUUAAAAAUUAUAAUAAGAAGUAAUAAUAAUGUUAAUAAUUUGACAAAAAAAAUUAUUUGAUAAUGAUAAAAUGUUGAAUUUGACAAAGUGAUUAAUUAGUGUUACCAUAAAAAAAAUAUAAUAUUUUACAAAUAUUAAACUUAAAAUUAGUUAAAUCCUAAAUUGUUGUGAUUUAAAAUGAAACAUUUUUAUUUUGCAUGACAAAAUUAUUAGUUUAAGGUAUAGACUAAACAACGAUGUAGUAAUGUCUACUAAAUACAAAUUUUACCGUAGCGCAACCAAGGAUAUUAUGUUGCAAUUAAUUAAUUAGAAAAAUGUAGGAAAGCUCCAAUUAUUUUGUUUGUGUAAAACCCAAUCAUUUUCAAUGCUUUUUUUAUACGAUCACCUUUACAGUAUAAUUACAAUAAAAGUCAAAAUAAUAAUUAGAAACUUAUAUUAUUCAUACAAUUCUAUUAAGUACUUGCUGUUGCGUAGUCAAUGGUAUCUUUACUAUGGAAGAACAACAUUUUUAUUUUGUACCUUUAUAAUAUUAAGUAAAUUAUAGACUUGACAUUAUUGUACCUAUAAAUAUAGCCUAUAGGGUAUAAAUUAAAAUACAUACAAAAAAUAGCAUUAAUUGUCUAAAAAACCAUCGAAUCUCACUCUCACCAAAACUCUUCAAUUUUAUUUUCAAAGCAAGUACUCCCAUUGCUGAGUUUUAGACUGGAAUGCAAUGAAAUAUAUUCUGUAUACCUAGGACUAGAUAAAAUUUAUUUUUUAUUCUUGCAUUAUUUUACCAACUUAGUACAAUCAUUUAGAUCGAUUAUAUCUAUGAUAUAUAUUUUGUUUAAAUCAAUAGUAUAUAAUUUUAUUUAACACCCUCCUUAGAAAUUUCUGAUUGCGCUACUUAUACACUUAUUCAACUUUAAAUUUUCACAUUCUGUAUUGUUGUUUAGUUUUAGGUACUUCUAUUUAAAUAUCUUAUGACUCUAAGUCACCAUUGUAAAAUUGUAAUUAUGUCUAUAAUAUUAUAGAAUACAAUAGUAGGUACCUUGAAAUUUUGUUUGACUUAAAACUACAGAAAUGGGCAUAAAGUGUAAUAAUAUUAAAUACUUUAAAAAAAAAACGUAUAAAUAAUUAAUUUAAUUUAAGUAUUUUAGAUAAAUACA
This is a messenger RNA of Myzus persicae (green peach aphid), 3188 nucleotides long. It is a transcript of the gene Mnn1, whose product is annotated as menin. Bases 1 to 1818 code for a protein of 605 amino acids. The transcript is spliced from 6 exons. NCBI's taxonomy places the organism in Eukaryota, Metazoa, Arthropoda, Insecta, Hemiptera, Aphididae. The record is from RefSeq and is a predicted model, not a curated record. Gene Ontology annotation, biological process: regulation of transcription by RNA polymerase II; negative regulation of cell population proliferation; negative regulation of cell cycle. Gene Ontology annotation, molecular function: chromatin binding; Y-form DNA binding; transcription cis-regulatory region binding. Gene Ontology annotation, cellular component: histone methyltransferase complex; nucleus; chromatin.